AGUAGAUUUGUUCAGUUUUUGCUUUCAUCAUUUCUUUAGAGUUCAAAUUUCAAAACAAAAUUCUUCUCUUUUACAGUAAGCAAUAAUGGCUGGUAGAGGAAAAACCCUAGGUUCAGGAGCUGCAAAGAAGGCUACAUCCCGUAGUAGCAAAGCCGGUCUUCAAUUUCCGGUCGGUCGUAUCGCCCGUUUUCUUAAAGCCGGCAAGUAUGCCGAGCGUGUCGGCGCCGGAGCUCCGGUUUACCUCGCUGCUGUCCUUGAAUACCUUGCUGCUGAGGUGCUAGAAUUGGCUGGAAAUGCAGCGCGAGACAACAAGAAGACGAGAAUAGUGCCAAGGCAUAUUCAAUUGGCAGUGAGAAAUGACGAAGAACUCAGCAAACUCCUUGGAGAUGUUACAAUUGCAAAUGGUGGAGUCAUGCCCAACAUUCACAACCUUUUGCUCCCUAAGAAAUCUGGUGCUUCCUCUAAGCCCUCUGUUGAUGAAGAUUAGACUUGGUUUCAUAGUAGCUGUUCUUUGUUUUAGAAUUUAGGAUCUUAGGUUUUGUUUAGUGUUUUCUAAGUUCUUGUUUUUUAAUAUUGUUUGGUUAAUUAGUUGGUAGGGGUUUAUGUUGGUUUGUGAAUACAAAUGAAACAAUGAACGAAGACCUGUGUCUAUUUUCUUCUCGUUGAACUCAGUAUCUCCUUACUGUGAGAUUGAAAUCAAUCUAUGUUAAUGGAAAAUACCUUCCUUAAA
Molecule: messenger RNA, 730 nt
Organism: Nicotiana tabacum (common tobacco)
Lineage: Eukaryota; Viridiplantae; Streptophyta; Magnoliopsida; Solanales; Solanaceae
Product: histone H2A.6-like
Cellular component (GO): nucleosome
Molecular function (GO): DNA binding; protein heterodimerization activity; structural constituent of chromatin
Source: RefSeq, a predicted model, not a curated record